AUGGGGAAAACUCUAAUAUGUUUUUUCUUCUUAUUUUUAUUUUCUGUCCAGAAAAUAGACUCUAUUCUUAUAUUUAGGAGAUUUAAUAUUUCAAUUUGGAAUCGUCUUUCAGGUGACAAAAAACUUAUGAUCAAUUGUAGACAGGGUAAAGGUGAAGCGACCGACGUUGUUUUUCUUUCCUUCAAUGGUCAAUGGACGAUUUACUUUAGAGUUUACCCAAGAACUUUGAUAUGGUGCAACAUAUGGAAGGGGCCUGAUUAUGUGCAACAUGCACAUUUUAACGCAUUUAUCGGGAAGGAAAGCUUUAUACAUGAUGUAUGUGGAGGUAGAAAGCCUAAUGUAUGUUUGUGGCAAGCACAAGAAGAUGGAGUAUAUGUACGAAAUAAUGCAGUCGGAACCUUUAAACUUAUGCUUGAAUGGGAUACAAAUAGUUCGACAAAUAUAUUAUUCUAAUUAAAUAUAUUUC
Camelina sativa (false flax) is the source of this 466-nucleotide messenger RNA. RefSeq names its product S-protein homolog 21-like. The record is from RefSeq and is a predicted model, not a curated record. NCBI's taxonomy places the organism in Eukaryota, Viridiplantae, Streptophyta, Magnoliopsida, Brassicales, Brassicaceae.